CGUUGGACUUUUCAGCUUCUGAAACUCAGCAGCUCCGCUUCUGAGGAUUGAAUCUGAUGUACAAUUUGAUGUUGUUUUGGUUGAGAUGAGUACUCAAUCAUUGAUUGUUGGGAAUUGUGGAAGGAGUGGAACCAAUCUUCAUGGCUUUUCACUGCCCCAUCUUUAUUUUGGGAAGGGAAUAUUUGGCUGUGAUUUGCUGAGUAUUUCCUCGAGGAGGGAAAAUGGAAUUUGGUCAAAAAUUUCAGCAGGUUAUAAGGUCAGAAACAGAAGAAAAUUUUCUGUUAGUGCAAAAAUUAUAAAGGGGAAGAAGCAUGAUUAUCCAUGGCCGGAUGACAUCGAUCCAAAUCUCAGCAGUGGUCAUCUGACUUACUUGUCUCAUUUCAAGCCUCUGACUGAAAAGCCAAAACCAGUUACCCUAGCUUUUGAGAAGCCACUUGUUCAUCUGGAGCAAAAAAUUAUUGAGGUGCGAAGAAUGGCUGAUGAAACUGGUCUAGACUUCAGUGAUCAAAUUGAUGCACUGGAGCGCAAAUAUCACCAGGCUCUGAAAGAUCUAUACGCUCAUUUGGCACCGAUUCAACGGCUAACUAUUGCACGACAUCCUAAUAGGCCAACAGUUCUUGAUCACAUAUUAAACAUCACAGAAAAAUGGGUGGAACUCCAUGGAGAUCGCGCAGGCUAUGAUGAUCCAGCUAUUGUGACUGGUAUCGGAAGCAUAGACGGCAGGAGUUACAUGUUCAUAGGCCACCAGAAAGGUAGGAAUACAAAGGAGAACAUUGCUCGCAACUUUGCCAUGCCAACUCCACAUGGCUAUCGGAAGGCUUUACGAAUGAUGAAAUACGCUGAUCACCAUGGUCUUCCAAUUGUUACAUUUGUUGACACUCCUGGGGCCUUUGCCGAUCUUAAAUCUGAGGAACUUGGUCAAGGUGAAGCAAUAGCCCAUAAUUUGAGAACCAUGUUUGGCCUGAAAGUGCCAAUUGUAACAGUUGUGACCGGAGAAGGUGGUUCUGGUGGAGCUCUCGCCAUUGCUUGCGCAAAUAAACUCUUUAUGCUAGAAAACUCUGCUUUCUAUGUUGCAAGCCCUGAAGCAUGUGCUGCAAUACUAUGGAAAUCAUCUCAAGCAGCUCCUAAGGCAGCCGAAAAGUUGAGGAUAACAGCUCAAGAGCAUUACAGACUCAAAAUCGCUGACGGUGUGAUUCCUGAGCCUCUGGGUGGCGCACAUGCUGAUCCUGCAUGGACUUCCCUACAGAUUAAGUUAACAAUUAACAAAGCAAUGGAGGAACUGACAAAGAUGGACACAGAUGAGUUGCUCCGCCACCGGAUGUGCAAAUUCCGGUCAAUUGGAGGCUUCCAAGAAGGAAUACCAGUGGAGCCUAAGAGAAAAAGGAAUAUGAAGCUUUCUGAGGUUAGCAUGCCAAAGACUGCUAAUAUAGAGUCAGAGAUUGAGAAUCUCAAGAAGAAGAUUGCUGAAGCAAAGAAAUCCUCUGAUCCAGUUGUGAUUGAAUCAAUUGAAAAUCUGAAGCAAGAAGUAGACAAGGAGAUCACAAAUGCAUUCAUUUCAAUGGGCUUACAAGACAAGCUUAAAUCAGUUAAGAUGGAAUUAUCUAAAGCUCCAACAGGCUCACCCAACCAGCCCCUAAAACGCGAUUUGAAGGAGAAGGUGGACAAAAUCGUGGAAGAAUUCAUGCGCAAUUUGUCGCGGCCAGGGGCAUGUCUUGGCUUAAAGCAGAAGCUUGGGAAACUUAACAUGGUUAGCAGGAUGAUUGAGAAGAAGGAGAAAGGCCAGAAACUGCAGACACAUAUUAAUCAGAGAAUCCCUUCCGAGGUAAAAGCGAAGAUAGAGCUUCUGAAGAAGGCUGAGGAAAACCUAUCGAAGGGUGAACCAUUCGAUAAGGAUUUGGUGGAAGAAGUAGAAAGAGCUAAGAAAGAGUUGAUGGAAGUUUUGAAGUCUGCAAACUUGGAGAUUGUUGGAGUGACCAAGAGGAAAAAAGUUGCGGCACCACCUCCGGAGUUGAAGGAGAAGAUGGAAUACUUGAACAAAGAGAUUCAUGAGGAGAUUGAGAAGGCAAUAAACCAAGCUGGUCUUAAUGGGAAAAUUGAGGAGUUGAAGGCAAUUAGAGCAAACGGGUUAAGUUCAAAAGAUAUCGAAAAAGCAGAAUUAGAGCUGAAAGAAAAGAUUCUUGCUACUUUGGAUAGUAGAAAACUCAAGGAAAAGGUUGAGAGUCUAAGAAUGGAGUUCACAUCAGUCAAGGAAACAGCUUCAGAAGGUAAGCGUGGUGUUGAAAAUGGAAGACUUUAGAUUGUGCGGGUGUGAAGCACUUAGUAACAAACAUCAUAUAUUCAUAUAUGUUAUAUACAUUGAUUUUUUAUUGUUUGAAUCUCGCCUGUAGUGAGAUGUUUUUGUAAGGCUGUCUUGUAUUUGAACUUAGUUUUCUCCAUUGCAAUAUUCCUUUGUCAAUUGAACUUUUUGAGAUGAACUUUUUAAGUCAAAAAAUGAAGGAGA
This is a messenger RNA of Morus notabilis, 2500 nucleotides long. RefSeq names its product acetyl-coenzyme A carboxylase carboxyl transferase subunit alpha, chloroplastic. The transcript is spliced from 11 exons. The coding region runs from base 86 to 2296 and encodes 736 amino acids. Lineage: Eukaryota; Viridiplantae; Streptophyta; Magnoliopsida; Rosales; Moraceae. Gene Ontology annotation, molecular function: carboxyl- or carbamoyltransferase activity; acetyl-CoA carboxylase activity. Gene Ontology annotation, biological process: fatty acid biosynthetic process. The record is from RefSeq and is a predicted model, not a curated record. Gene Ontology annotation, cellular component: acetyl-CoA carboxylase complex.